UGCAAUCAAGAGUUUUACUGUACAGCACUGUACAGUUUGAGUUCCCCUUGUUUUUUGCCUAGACACUGCUCUCUGGUAAGCAUUGUAAGUCUGUAUUACCCUGCUGUCGAGCAAAUACUUUGAGUCGUCAGACAUCUUCAAAAAAACACAUCUUAUUUCAAAAUGUUUGCCUGCACUCGAUUCAUUGCUCCAAUUGCCAGGUCGACUAUUGUCGCCGGUAGCAAGAGUUACUUGCGUCCUUUAAGCAGUGCUGUAAUGCAACAGAGCCAGACUUUCCAGGAAACUCAAAAGCACACUCCAGCUAGCUUGUCUCCAAUCAUCCGUAAUUUCCAGACCUCGACAGUCAGUCGUGACAUUGAUUCAGCUGCCAAAUUCAUUGGUGCUGGUGCUGCCACAGUUGGAGUUGCUGGAUCUGGUGCUGGUAUUGGAUCUGUUUUUGGUUCCUUGAUCAUUGGUUAUGCCAGAAAUCCAUCAUUGAAACAACAACUUUUCUCAUACGCCAUUCUUGGAUUUGCCCUCUCAGAAGCCAUGGGUCUUUUCUGUCUUAUGAUGGCUUUUUUGCUCUUGUUCGCUUUCUAAGCUGUAAUAAUAAUUUUCAUAAUAAUAUCAUAUUUGAAAAAAAUUAUAAAGAAAAAAAAUAAAAUAAAAUUCUCCAUAAAACGAUAAAAUUACCCUUAGUGUUAGUGCGUCACUGCCGAGGCAGAAAAUCAUCUUUGCUUGUUGACUAGUAAUGACACUUGUCUGUUUGGUCCACGGGAGUCCAUGAAAUCAUUAAAGAUGCCGUUGAUUAAUAAAGAUAAAACUUAAUAAAAAUGUCUUGAAUUAUUCUUUUAAGAUAAACUUUUUUUUUUUUUUUUUUUAUACAUUUAGCCAAUUUGUUUAGGAAAAAAAAAGGACUUGACAAAUUUUCUGACAUUGAAAUAAGGCUUCAUUUUCUUCAUUUAUUGUUCUUCAAUAAGUUUUAAAUAAUAAUUGAAGAUCUUGCAAGAAUGGGUUGCCAG
Aphidius gifuensis is the source of this 1001-nucleotide messenger RNA. It is a transcript of the gene ATPsynC, whose product is annotated as ATP synthase lipid-binding protein, mitochondrial. Bases 163 to 579 code for a protein of 138 amino acids. The record is from RefSeq and is a predicted model, not a curated record. The transcript has 5 exons. Gene Ontology annotation, biological process: proton transmembrane transport; proton motive force-driven ATP synthesis. Gene Ontology annotation, molecular function: proton transmembrane transporter activity. NCBI's taxonomy places the organism in Eukaryota, Metazoa, Arthropoda, Insecta, Hymenoptera, Braconidae.